AAUAUUAUAUUGUCAGUCAAAAUCUUAAAGAUGGCUGCUGUGUCUUCUUCGUAUUUCAGUGUUGUAUUUUACGUGAUUAAUAUAAAUAAAAGAAUCAAUGGACACGUUUGUUAGCUAAAUUUGAACGAGUUUCAUAUUGAUAUCUAAUAAAUAAAUAUCAGGUCGUACUGCAGUGUUACAAUUCGCCAUGUCUGUAGACAAGGCUAGUGAAAAAGGCAAUGAGAUCGAUAAAAGCAAACGUCGUCACAAAACUGACGACACUGUUGUUGCGACAGCAGUGAAAAACGUCGUUGAAGAUACUCAGCAAUACGCGAAUAUGGAAAAUUUAGAUGGAGCUGGAAAACCAACGGAAUUAUGUUUACAGGGCAGCUCUCACUUGAUUUCUAGCACAACCAGCAGUUUGGCUGAUACACCAGGAGACAGUGGAGUACAAUGUUUAGAUAGUGAAGCCUCGGAAGCGACGAGCCAAGCACUCAUGUCGCACAGUCUCGUAGGGGCUGAGGAAUUAGCUUGUGAUAGUCAGUAUGAUGCACCAACAUCUUGUUCUCAUGAUAUGAUUAGAAGUACCACAAGCAGUGUUAUGACUCGUAGCGACAUUGACAAUUCAAACAUUGGAAUUCCCGAUGACAUAGUUCCUGAGCUACUAGUUGAAACAAGCAAAAAGUCAAGCAUGUAUGAAAACUUGCCAGAUGUAGUUUUAAAGGCAUUAGAAAGUGAAAAGGUCACAAGUGAGGAAGUAAAAAAGCCUGCCUUGAGGACAAGUGAACCGAAGAAAUCAUUGUCUGAGGAUAUAGUUUAUAGACGUAGAUGUCGUAAGAAAUCACAAAGUGGGCCAAGUUCACAGAAAAAGAGAGUGUCAUUCCAUGAAGAUAUACUUAACAACACAAAAACUGACAACAUACAUAUUGAGCGUGGAUUUGUAUCAUAUGGUCCAGACAGCUCAUACUGUGAUAAGUUUAGACAAAAGAAUAUUAUGACAGAUAGGUUUUCAUGGUGUGCUUCCGGAGAUCAGACUCCCAAGUUUGCAGCUGAUGUUGCUCAACAGACUAUGUCUGAUAUUCUUACAUAUGGAGAUUCUAAAAAUGAUAGAAGUGGCAUUUUUGAGUACUGUCAGGAUGGAGAUAUCCAAGAUAACACUGACAAAGAUAAUAAUAAUGAAAGUAGGCCAACUGGGAAACUCUAUGGAUGUGAUUCAAAUAGUUCAGACUCUAAUUUUAGCUGUGACUCGGAAACAUCUUCCAGCGAUUCAUCAUCUUCACACUCCAAUUCUAACAAAACUGAAAAUACCCUUCUACGAAGAAAGUGUGACAAAGCACAGAAAUCAUAUUCAUGUGAUGGGUUUGAAAAUAAGAGCCAUGUACCAUUUAUGAGAAAGACUUAUUUCUCUGAGGCUGAUAUUGAUCAACCUCACGAUCGCAAAAAGAAACCUUUAGAAGUAUCCCAGAGUCCUAAUACAGUCAAAUCAGUUCUAAAGAAAAAACGUUACAUUAGUACCAAUGUAGUAGAAGAAAGAAAACAAAAUAAGAAAGUGUUGAAUUUAUUAGACACAAACAACAUCAUAGGUUCUUUGAAGAGUUUCUACAAAAGUUUUGAUUUUAAUUUUGCACCACAAAAAGGACUGCCAGAAACAAGUUUAGAAAUUAACAAUGUUGUUGAAGCAUUGCCAUGUGAUGUGAAUCAAAAUAAGAAACUAUCAAAGAGUCUGGAUUCAGGAUUCCAAAUAGAUGAUGAGGAUGACUUUGUAGAAAUAAACCUAAAUGGCCAGCCUUUACUCCCUGAACAAUCAAAGGAGGUAGCAGCACCGUCAAAAAAUUCUGUGAGUGGAGAUAGAACACCGAAGGAGGGGUCCCCUCGUCACAAACUUACAUUGAAUAUGAAGAACCAACUAGACAAGAAGAGCUCAAACAAACCGGAUGCCUUGCCACCUAUUACAAAAUAUGUUGUGAACUGUGAAAGUACUGUUUAUGAGCAUAAAGGUGUUUCCUACAGUUAUGUACAUGACACAUUUCAAACUGCCUUUGAUGCACCUAAAGAAACUUUUGUACCAAUACCGGAAUCAACCCCUGUAAAGGAGUUAGUACCAAGUUCAAGCAAGAAUGAUCUGAAUACAAAUAAAUCUGAUGUUGAAACUUCAAGUAGGACCUCAACCCCUAAACGGCAGUUCAACAAGAAUAUUCAAGAUGAAACUGAGCAGAAAAAUGGAAUUCCAAAACAUUUGUCAUCACCAAAAAAACAAAAUGUAAAUAGAUAUAGCAGAAAAUUGUCAUCCUCAAUACAGAAACUUAAUGAGGAGCCGGCCCCAGCUAAUAACAGUGACAACUGCUCUAACACAGAUAAUUCCACUUUGAGAGGUGCUGAUGAUUUCAAUGAUGACUUUUUCGAUAGUCCUGCAAACAAUAAACUCCAGUCAAACAAGUCUGCAAUGCUGAAUAGAUAUCUGAAAAAUGUUAGUCAGAGAAAGGACUUGGAAUUGAAAAUAAAAAACAACAAAUUCUUUCAAUUCAAACUCAGGAUGGAGAAGCAUUUCCCAAGGAUUAUUUACCCAUUUAAAGAUGUGUCAGAUACAUUCCAUUACUCGGCAGCUAGAAUGUCCCGGCUUAUAGAUAAGGAGGUGAUAGAGAACAAGAGGUUAUCUGUGCGUCUUCUCACUGCUGAUGAGCCAUCAUAUUUUGAUAGUUUCGAAGAUAAUGUGGCUAUGGAGUGUAAUGAAAAGUUGAGGCUCCAGAUUUUCCCAUACCCCAAUGAAACAUUACACAGGAUGAUGAAAGUACAAUCACCAUAUAAUAUGGAAGAUGGUUCAUGGUCACCCUUGCUGGUUUUCAUCACAGACUAUGCUCUGUAUGUGGCAAGUGUGAGACACAAUGGCACAGAAUAUGAUAUGUUAUGUCGCCUCCCACACAAUGAACUGGAUGCUAUAGCUGUGGGUCCUGACGGCCAAUAUAUUCAAAUAGUAGACGUGGCCGGUAACAUAGCCUGUUCUGUAGUAACUGCCGAGGCUUCGCUCGGAUCCAGACUGGCUUCCUCUCUGGAGUGGAGCGCGCGGAAUUCUCCGCUGCGGAUAUCGCGGCCGCCCGCCACGCUGCCGCUGCAGCACCGCCAGCUGGCGGCCGCUGUGGCCCGCCAGCGGCACGAGAGCCGGGUACCCCAGAUUCUGUUCUACGGUCGCGCGUGCUCCGGCGACGCCGGCGACCGCCUGAUCGAGGCGCCCGGUGCCUUCGCCCCGCCUCUAGAGGGAUACCUGAUGUGUAGGACCGACAAGAGUAGACGCUUCGAGCCAUGCUACUUCUUACUCAGGGCCGGCGUCCUCCACUGGGGCCCCCACCCGGCCGACGGCAGCCCCCUCCCCAACAGCAUAGCGCUGCGGUCGGCGCUCGGCGUCCGGCGACACGUGGACGCGUCCCGUAGACCCCACUGCUUCGAGAUCGCGAUGGAGUCCACGAGACUACUGCUGGCUGCUCCGGAUGAUCCUACAGCCUCGUCGUGGUUGCAAUCCUUGCUCUUACAUGCUGCUCAGGCGUUGGAAGAAAAAGACGGUGCCAAGAAAGUAGACCCCCUGUCUGGCGGGGUACCCGCCGCAUGUACCGUGCUAGUGACGUCACACGAAGUGAUCAGCGUCCGUGACACGCUGGACGUGGCGUUUGUGCACGGAGCGGCGCCCUAUCUCAAGGAGAGAGGGUCUGACACUCUGCUUAGAGAAUAUGUGGAGGAAAUGAGGACAGACGUCGAAAUCCUGGCUUGUGGCUCCAUCAAAAACCUGACUGCGUUCAAAAUACCCGACACGGACGAGAAUUGGUGUUGUCUGGAGUGGAGCGUGUGCGAAGCUCGCGAGCGCGGCGCGGGGCUCGCGCUGGUGUUCGCGAGCAGCGCCGAGCUCGAGCGGUUCAUUGCGGCCGUCGAGAGGGCCUACAGCCUGCAUACUUGCGAUCCAUUUCCGCUGAGCGUAGUGGAAGCGAGUAAGUCCGCGUGCAGCACUGCGCACUCCAAAUACGAGGCCGCAUGGAUGCAUAUGCUGCCGGCUCAACAGUAACUAUACAAUACUGCUCACUAAAGUAAGUUUUUUCUUACGAGGCCUAACAUGUAAACAAUCUUCACAGCACUUUUUGAUCAAUUUUAUUAAAAGUUCCACGAAAAACUUACCUUAUCUAUAAUUAAAAUGCAUCUAUAAUUAAAACGUAUAACCACGACAGUGAUUUUGUAAAAGUCUUUUAUAUUGCUAUAAAAAGAUACAAUUGUUUACAUAAUAACUCGUAAGAAAAACUAACUUUACACGACAUUGAAGUAAAACCUUUACAUUCAAGCCUCAUGUCCACUAAGAAACAAGCGCAAAAUAUCGAUGUGUUAUGAAAUAGAUUGUUGUGGAACACUUAAAAUUCCAGCCAAAUUGACACAGUAGGUUUGGAUUAAACAAAGCAUACCUAUCUAUCUUUGGAUCGAUUUUUCAAUCUAUCGUAAAUAAUUACAAAUUUAUUUUUGCUGUAUAUACCGAACAAAUUGACCGAUCUCCGUGUAGAAAGUAGAAAGUGUUUCACAAUAAUUUUCAUUUUGAAGUUGUUACAUUCUAUAUACUGAGAAUAUUUGGAAAAACUUGCUGUUUAAUAAGCUCUGUAUUGAUAAACAAAAAGCGAUUCAUUUUGCAUAAUUCCUUGACUAGUAGACAUGAGGUAGACACCAUUUCCCUGUAGGUGUAGUAUACAAUAUUAUCAAACUUUAUUGUAUGGGGUGUCUUUGAAUGUAUUAUGUUAUUAUUUGAACAGACUCUUUAGCUGAUGAGGCAAAAAUGUUUGGGCGUAUGAUUUGAUGUUAGCGUGUUUGAAUUGUAUUUGCUAGGUCAUAAAAACCAAAUUCGCAUUUUGACAGCUUAUUUCUUACCACUGUCAUUGUUAUCUUCAACCGUAAUUUAAACAUAAUAGUACUCAUUUUGCUGUAACAUUUGAUUAUAUGAAUAUUUACUUGGUUGAAUGUUUGAUUUCAAUGUUCAUUGAAACAUGGUCACAAACUUUGUUUAUAAAAUAUAUUAAUAAUACAAUUUUGAAGGGAUGUUCAAAUAAUAAGGAGAAUUAAUGUUGUAGUGUUGCAUUACAUUUAAGUCAUUAUAAAUAUUAAUAACAAAUCUUAUCUCAAUGGUUAAUUCCUCCAUAUUCUUUGUAGCCUUAUAUUGAAUAUUUUUAAUGACUUUAAUACGACCUAAAGUAUUAGUAGAAUUGUCCAAUACAUACACCCAACUGUAUUAUUUUUAAUUGUAUGAAAUUUAAAAAUCACACUUUCUAAAAUAUAUAUCUCCUCUACACGCGAGUUAAGUGCACUGUACUUAGAACGUGACUAAAAUUAAGAAUAAAAAUUGUACAUUCCAUACAAUGUUAAUAAUAAUGUUGUUGGGUAUUUAAGUAGUUUUAACUUGUAUUUUUGGGAUAUUUUAGCCGAAUUUAGCCGAAAGAUAUUUUUGAGGUCAAGGAGAGUUCGAAAAAUUUGCAUAAUUUUUCGUAUCAUUUAAAAUAUUCUUAAAGUAGUCCCAGUUAUAUUUGUAUUCGAUGGCAGCUAAUACCUAUGCCAAUCUUAGCCAAUGCGGCCGACAUUGGAAUUAUUAAGUAUGAUCAUCUUUAAGUCUGUUGUCGUCUCUGUCUAGACUAGUUGAAAUAAUAUAAGACAAUUUUGUUACGAUAUCCUGUGGUCCGAAUAAUAGUCUAGCAAGACAAGACAGCAAGAGAUUUAAGGACGUAUUCACUGCUUUAAAAUAUUCGGUCGUAAGAUCUUGCCCUUAUGUAUGUACAGUAUGAAUAUCAUAUAACUUGACGUAUUUAAAUUAUCUAAAAUCUAUUCCCUUCUUGUAAACGAAAGCGGGUGACAAAGCACAAGUUAUGUUAAAUUUGUAUUUUAAUUUAGUUACGUAGAAUCAAGGAUGUUGUAAGUAGUUACUUCGAAAUCACUCGUAGUUUAGUAACUCCUUAGAUAAUACUCGAAUUUUGCUUAUUAAUUACAUCUAUCGCAACUCCUUACACUCGUAGCCCUACAACAUGAAAUAUUACUAUUUAAUAUUAAGAUUAUAUUAAUAUCCAAUUUUCCAAUAAUCAUUAUGUAAGUAUUAAAUAACAUUGCCAGAAUCUAUGAUGUAUGGAUAAUAAUUAAAAAAUCUUUUUAAAUGCUUAUUAAACUAUUUAUUUCUGGCAGUGUUGAAGAAAUGAAUUAUAUUUAUCAUUCUAUAUUUGUAUCGUCUUAUAGUAAUGCUGUAGUGCCCUUGUAUAUUUUUUUAUAAUGUAUUUUAUGGGACAGAGACAGCUAAUGUUUUCAAAGAUGGCGCUAUUCUGAAACUUGAUUUGUUAAACACCUUUUUCACGUUUUGUAUUGAAAAUUCAUAGUUGUUUUAACAUUAACGUUUGUUGAUUUAUAUUGUCAAAAAGUGUUGAAAUUUUCAAUUAAAAUGUGAAAUAUGGAAGAAAAUGUCAAUAAAAAAUCCCAAGUUUCACAGAAUAAGGCUGAUUUGUUUAUCACAAAUUUUAGGCCUUAUCCAGUAGUCGUAACUGCUUUCUUGUGUAGAUACGAACAAGCUUUUAAAGCAAUUUGCUGCUUACGAUUUAACGUCCAUUAUAGCUUGCAACAGCACGAUAAUGGUUACGAUUUAAGUAUAAGGCUGUUAGUAGAUUUUUCAAUUUGAUAAAUUUUGUUACGAGCCUUUACUAGCUUUAAAUUUUUAAAGCUAAUUACAAUGGUUUCGUUUUGUUUUUUAUCCAAAGAUUGAUCAAAUGAUUGUGACUAAUUUUAUUUUUAUUUAAUAUAUUCUAGUGAUCUUUGGCGCUUUAUCUUAAUAUUGUUUUAUUUACAAGGUUGUAUUUGUAUUAAUUUUGCUGUUACCAAAUAUCAAUGUAUGAUAUCAUUGCAUAUGUGUAGGCCGCUGUAUGGGCCGUGUGAUAUUAAUGUAUAUUUAGAAUAGGCAUAGAAAAUCAGCCAAAAUUAACAACAUUGUGCACAACAUCGUUUUCGCAUGUAUUUUUUGCGUAUAUGUUGUUAACUUUGUAUGUCGUUAGAUUUAGAAUAAUUAUAACAACUUUCGGUAUCUCAGUGUUUAUCAUAUAUGUUAACCUUUUCUUAAGUUGUUUGAUUGUACUCAAAUAUUUACUUUAGCUAUUUUUUUAUUUUGUUGUAUCAGGGUGUAAUCGUACAUUUAUUUUUUAUUUUUUCGACGGCCUAUUGUAUUUUUAAUGAAAUAAUUGUUUUGGUAUCAUUAAGAAAUGGGAUUUCAUGGUACGUAGUUUGAAUAUAACUUACUGGCAAGAACCUUAUCAUUUUACACAUAGAAAUAAGAUUUAUUAUUUCCAUGGUCGGUGCAUUUGUUAAUCUGUAUAUCUGUAUGUCCAAACGACGUACCACGAAUGACGGCUUGCUGUGUACGUACCGCGCCUGUUCUGUGAUCGGGUACAGACUUGUUGCAUAAUAUAAUAGCGAUGUUCUAGCAUAAUAUUAUACGUUAUGUUGCGUUUAUCUAAGAGUUUACCUAUUUGUCGGCGAAUAUGUAUUAUAUCGAUGUUUUUGCAAUAAUUUUGUUUUUUAAGGACGCAGUGAAAUUUUGUUUGGAAACUGGUUUCUAUAUAUGUCAAAAUAAGUACUUAGAUUCAAUUUCCUUUGCAAUACAUGAUCUGGAUAAAUUAGAAUGUUUUCAUUAUCAUAAAAAAAAAUCAAAUAUUCCACCUUCACUGCUUCCAUUUUGAUAUGAAUUUGAAAAAAUAUAUUUACUCCAUCGAUGUGAUUGCCGAAUCAAGUGACAUUUUAUUUUCGCAUUUUAUUGGCUAUUAAGAUGUUUAAUCGAAAUUGUUUAGUGUUAAAAUUAUCGUACUCGAAAGACAAUACCCUUCGUUUCGAUUCGCUGUUUAGUAUUAAAUAAGAACAAUAAUAGUGUUUACGUCACUGUAAAAUGUACACUCACUUUUUGGAUUUAUUCUACGUUCUAAUUUUGUAACUUAUAUCGACCCUUGCUCCAUUUGUUGACGAACGAGUGUCAUUACAACAUUUAUUUUGGAUCGUAUACGAUAUUAAAAAGCUCCAAAGAUGUUGUACACUUUGAGUGCUGAAAUUGUACACUUUGAGUACUGAAAUUGUACAUUUUGAGUGCUGAAAUUGUACACUUUGAGUGCUUAAAAUAUACGCAGCGUGUUUUUGUUCUUAGGAAAACGUAUGCAUCAUGAAUUGGCAGCACUCAACGUGUAUGACAGAUGUAGUCUAGAAAUUGAUUCAUUUUUGAACUUAUUUUUUAAGUUACAAAUGAAAACUUAGGAUUGUCAUCACGUAGUGAUCAAAAAGUUAUUUUGAUACGACACUCUUCGUCGAUCACAGUAGCGUAACUACAAAUAUCAAUACAUAAUCCUAAUAUCAAUAAAUAACAGAUCUCAAAUACCUUUAUAUAAUAUAGAUCGUUCCAAUGUACUUGCUUGAUAUUAUUGUUAUGAAACGUAUAAAUAAAUCUUUGCGGAAGUACA
This is a messenger RNA of Plodia interpunctella (Indianmeal moth), 8465 nucleotides long. RefSeq names its product pruning defect 1 (gene prd1). Gene Ontology annotation, molecular function: kinesin binding. The transcript has 9 exons. The coding region runs from base 188 to 4027 and encodes 1279 amino acids. Gene Ontology annotation, biological process: Golgi organization; regulation of protein localization; lysosome localization. Lineage: Eukaryota; Metazoa; Arthropoda; Insecta; Lepidoptera; Pyralidae. The record is from RefSeq and is a predicted model, not a curated record. Gene Ontology annotation, cellular component: endosome membrane.